This is a messenger RNA of Nicrophorus vespilloides, 1557 nucleotides long. RefSeq lists its product as uncharacterized. The annotation marks the transcript as partial. The transcript is spliced from 4 exons. NCBI's taxonomy places the organism in Eukaryota, Metazoa, Arthropoda, Insecta, Coleoptera, Silphidae. The record is from RefSeq and is a predicted model, not a curated record.
AUGAACUUUCCUGUGCUAUUAUUGCUCUUCUUGGAGUCGGCGAUUGGGAAAUUGGAAGAAUCAGAAAGUGAACUUUGCGAUGAGAUGAUUGCGUACAUUUGGAACACCAAGAUCAGUUUAGCUGAUUCAUUCGAUACAGUUGGAUUGUUAGGUACAACUGCUGAGUACUCGAGUGAUAUAGUCAGUUACAUGCUGAAGCACAGGUUCGAAAGACCUAUUCUGAUAGGAAACAGAGAUUUGCAGUACUGGGACGUCGAUAAGGAUCGACCGGAGAGGACGAAGAACUUGUUUUGUUUCGUGGAGACAUAUAAUCAUUUCGAAGUGAUGAUACAGCUUGCAAAGGAGAUGCCUUUCUUUGUGAUGACUGGCUUUAUACAGUUUAUUAUUGCAACACCUGUACCUGAUAGAACUUGGUUAAAUAGUACAUUAGAAUAUCUUUCGAGAAAUAAGGUAAUCAAUUUUGUGGUUGUCUAUAAAUUAGAGAAUAGAAUUGAGGUGAUUGGAUACAACCCUUUCAAUAAAUCCAUUUACAACUUCACCAAUCACAAGAAAGGCAUCAGCAUUUAUCCACCAAAACUAUCGAAUCUCUAUGGUUCUAAAAUAUACAUCAGUUUCAUUCCGGACGCUCCAAGGAACAUAAUAGUAGGCGAUAGAUUGAUGGGCGAGGAUUUCAAUUGGAUUCCAAUUUUGGAAGAGAAGAUGAACGCAGCCGUGGAGUAUACUAUAGUCAAUUCGUACAACUUGAUUAAGGAAGAAUUGCAGACGGGUGUUACGAACUUUUCUUUGGCUCGUCACUUCACGUAUCCAAGACACAGCGCCAUCAUCGAGUCCGGUUAUCCUUCCCGGAUGGAUUUCGUAGCUAUAGCCGUGCCAUCGGCCGAACUAAUGCCGCAAUUCAAAUAUCUGUUCCUGGUUUUCGAGAUACAUCUUUGGGUUAUCAUCAUUUUGGUUGUCGUAAUCAUGUGUGUAAUUUAUAACGUUCUCUGGAAAGCCACCGGUGAACAGAUGUGCGUUGAAGCAUCUACUUUUUUAGUAAUACAAUGCUUCUUGAGCAACGCAAACGCUCAUUGUAUUAGAGGUCAAAGUCCUAUCAAGAUGUUGAUGACUUCUUGGAUCUAUUUUUCAUUGCUUCUUAGCAUUGCUUUCAACACGGCUUUAAGGGACAGCUUGAUGAUUUUGAAGUACGGCAAAAACAUCAACAGUUUGGAAGAGUUGGCUAGAAGUGGUUUGACACUGAUGGGAGAGCAUAGGAUACUUGAUGUGCUUAUGGAGGCUUAUCCGCCGAUAGCCGAUCAGAUCAUAGGGUCUUACAACGUUUCUGGUCAACUGAUGGAGUACACGCAAAGGGAGAUAGGCUUCAUCCUUCCUAACUCAGUUAUCAAGCUCGUCGAUCACAAGAAGGACGAGAACGGUCGUUUCUAUUUUCAUGUGCUGGAAGAGUACUUGAUGCCAGGGCACAGCGUCUACAAUUUUCCCAAUAACUCGAUUUUUAGGGAAGAAAUUGAUCACAUAAUGAUGUUGAGUAGAGAGUUCGGUUUGUUCUCUUAUAACAUCAAG